CGUGGGAGCAUCGAUCUCUUUCAAUAGGCGGACUCGCUACGGGGAGGAGCCACGGAGGGGCGGGCUUCGAUGGGAGUGGCUGUAAAGGAGAUACGAUAGAGUGGGCGGGAUGUAGAGGCAGGUUCGCUGGAGUAGAGCAUCUCUAACAGAGGCUCGGCUAAUAGCUAGGUUUCAGAACCGAUGCUGAGUCAGGUAGAGGUUUCAGGUGGAGUCACAUCCUGCUCGGUUUGGACCCUCCUAAAAUUAUGGAGGAGCUUGAACAUACCUGUCCGCUGCCGCGAACGACUCUUAUAGAACCAGCCAUAUUUACAACAGAGACGAGUUGUGAGUGUCAGGCACCACAUGAGAAGCUUACGAUAGAUCAAGCUCGACUCGGAACACCCGUGGACAGACCGGUGCGAAUCUAUGCAGAUGGGAUCUUUGAUCUUUUCCAUUCGGGUCAUGCCCGUGCCCUGAUGCAGGCUAAGAAUCUGUUCCCUAAUGCUUAUCUAAUAGUUGGAGUAUGCAGCGAUGAGCUCACUCACAAAUACAAGGGCUUCACAGUAAUGACCGAAGACGAGCGUUACGAAGCUUUGAGACACUGUCGCUACGUCGAUGAGGUUUUGCGUGACGCACCCUGGACUCUGACGCAAGCGUUUUUAGAAAAACACAAGAUUGACUUUGUAGCGCAUGAUGAUAUCCCAUACUCCUCUGCUGGAUCUGAGGACGUAUACAAGCAUAUUAAGGAGGCAGGUAUGUUUGUGCCCACUAAAAGGACAGAAGGGAUCUCAACGUCCGACCUGAUCACACGGAUAGUGAGGGACUAUGACGUGUACGCCAGGCGCAACUUGCAGAGGGGCUAUACAGCAAAGGAACUAAAUGUUAGUUAUAUCAAUGAGAAGAAGUACCGUCUUCAGAAUCAGGUGGACAGGAUGAAAGAAAAGGUGCGGACGGUAGAAGAGAAGUCCAAACAUUUUGUCUACAGAGUGGAGGAGAAGAGCCAUGAUCUCAUUCAGAAGUGGGAAGAGAAAUCGCGAGAGUUUAUCGGCAACUUCUUGGAGCUCUUUGGUCCAGAUGGAACAUGGCAGAUGUUUCAGGAUCGCAGCGGUCGAAUGAUCCAGGCGUUCUCCCCUCACUGCUCACCCAGCAGCAGCCCUCCGAGAGAGUUUUCUCCAUCACGCUCUCCAUCACCCCCCUCCCGCUGGGCCAUGCCCAGAACCUCACCACCCUCCUCCCCGAAAGGUGCUUCGGCCUCCAUCAGCAGCAUGAGCGAAGGCGACGAGGAUGAGAAAUGAGGGAUUGACCAUCACACGCUUAUUUAAUAGAUUGCACUUUACCUUAACACACCCACCUACACAAUAACACACUGGAACUGGCAGUCCACACAACUUCCCUCAUGGAAACUUGAACGUGUACACAGUGCAGGAUUGUCCUGUUUAGUUAAGCUGGUAUCACAGCGAAUUUCUGAAAGCCAUUGCAGCUCCUUUCUAUCCUUGACACAGACAGAAGAUGGAAGUUAAAUCAGAAUGAGUUACACAUGUCUGUAGUUUUUGCGUACACUUUCAUUACAACAAAACGUGGUUACACUUUAUUUUACAGUGCCCAUGUUACAGUGUAAUUAUACAUUUAAGUAUUGAGUAAUAAUAAUUAACUACAUGUACUUACUAUAGGGUUAGGGUGUGGUUUAGGGGUAAUUUUGCAUAAUGUACAGUUAACACAUGUAACGUGUAACAAGGGCACCGUAAAAUAAAGUGUUACCCAAAACGUACAAAAAUGAUCGUAAUUUGCAUAGAAAGCUUUUUAAGCUUUAAAGACUGACAAUGCCAUUAUUUAAAUAUGGCAAGGGUAAUCCAGUGCGUUUAGUGUCUGGUUCAACCGGAUUGUGAGUGGACAGUGAAGCACGUUUUGUGCCGAAGUGCCACAAGAGUUUAGAAAAAUAUGAAUCUAUUAAUAAGAGGACGAUGACUGUACGAAUGAUUCUGUCGUCUAUUGCUCAGGACUGGCAUAUUGGAACUGCAUAAAUACACCUUUUUCUGUCUAUUGUUUUCGUGUCAUGUCUGACCCACCUCAUGACUGUGUCAAUGCAGAAGCGCAGAUGAGGACACCGCUAGCACUUGCUGCGCUUUUUAUGCAUGAAUAUUUAGUUGUCAUUAACCUGUUUGUCUUGUGUGUUACUGCAGCCUUAAAUAUAGAGCUAAAGCGUAUGACACAAAUCAUCCAGUCAAAAAGAUGGAGAUCUAAUCAAUUUUAGAAUGAAUUUGAGGGACAAUGCAUUUAUUGUGAGCUGCUCAAGUUACCCCACAUUACUGUAUGUUAAACCUUCUGUAUCGUCUAGUUAUGUCAUUAUAUGUAUGCAACACUCACAUCAAGUUACUUAAUAUCCACUCUGUAAAAACUUG
This is a messenger RNA of Triplophysa rosa, 2378 nucleotides long. RefSeq names its product phosphate cytidylyltransferase 1B, choline a (gene pcyt1ba). The coding region runs from base 246 to 1274 and encodes 342 amino acids. Gene Ontology annotation, biological process: CDP-choline pathway. The transcript is spliced from 8 exons. Lineage: Eukaryota; Metazoa; Chordata; Actinopteri; Cypriniformes; Nemacheilidae. The record is from RefSeq and is a predicted model, not a curated record. Gene Ontology annotation, molecular function: choline-phosphate cytidylyltransferase activity; phosphatidylcholine binding.